CACCAAUGCUCGUGAAGGCCAGCAUCCUCCGCGUCUUCGCGGCAUUCGCCAUCAUCUGGGCAUCUCUGGCUUCGGUUGCCUCGGCCAUCGCCAACAUUCCAUUCGACGACGCUGUUCUUGGCCCAAAGAACAUCCUGGUCGUCACCGCACCAGCUUCCGGACACGCCAACCCGCUGCUCGUUCUUGCCUAUGAACUCGCCAGCCGUGGCCACAACAUCACUUUUGUCACAAGCACCAGCUACUCCGUUCCCGAGUACGGAAGAAAUUCGACCAUCCACUUCCAUCUGUUCCAGGAAGCAGUGCCCAUCGCCGCGGCAAUGGGUCAGGCCUCCAAGCAGAUUUCGAGCUCGUCUUCAUCCAUGUUUUCGAUCAUAAGUCGGAUCCAGAGCAUUCGGAUGAUGUCGAAGAUCUUGGGCCCACUUGAGUACCAGACGAUCCAGGAGGUCAUCACAAAGAUCGACACAAAGUCCACAGAUCUCAUCAUCGGCGGUAUCUUCUUCGGACCAGGUGCGGAUGUUCUUGGCGAGGUCCUCGGCAUUCCCGUCAUCCUCCACUAUCCGCUGAACUUCCGCAACCACCACAGCCCUUCGAAUUUGUACCUGGACAGCCUCACCAUCACCCCACACGACGGAGUCGCCGAUCCCAAGCUGACUGUCGCUUUCGUCCUCAAGGCGAUUCCCAUCCGCAUCGUCGGUCUCGUGGGCAGGAUCAUGCGUCGGAAUGAUAGGCGUCAGAUGUUCAAGUGGGUCAAGACCACCCUAUCCGAGCACCUUCCCCAGGUCCAGGGACCUCCUCAGCCCAUCGUCGGUCUCAUCAGCAACGAGUGGGGCUUCCAUCCGGCCCAGCUGACAAACCCCAGCAUGCGCAUGGGCGGCAUCUGGGUGCCUGCUGCCCAAGAUUUCCGCUUCCAUCCGGAGCUGAAGGAGUGGCUCGACAGCGCCGAGCGGCCUGUUGUCUAUGUCUCGACCGGCACCGUCGCCCAGCCCACGAACGAGACGCUGCUCGCCUUCUUUGAUGCCUUCAGCACGACCACCGAGUUCCAGACCGUUUGGUCGCUCAAGAAGGGUCUCCAGAGCAACCUGAAGGAGCUCCUGGGCGACCGUGAGUGGCCCAAGCACGUCUACGUCCACCACUUUGUCCCGCAGCUUGCUGUCCUCGAGCAUCCCUCUGUCAACGUCUUCUUCACCCACGGAGGCUGGAACAGCGUCUCGGAGGGUCUCUGGAGCGGCACGCCGAUGCUGGGAAUGCCAUUCUUUGGUGACCAGAACUACAACGUAGCCCAGUCUGUGAAGCUCGGCCUCGCCCUCAGCAUCGACAAAGCCAUCAUGACCACAUCGGACACAGCCGGCACCACCCAUUUGAUCCAGGAGAAGCUGCACUGCCUCAUCCGCGAGCCGUCCUUUGCCGAGCAAUCUCGCCAAGCCCGCCGCACCUUCCGGGCGAUGGGCGGCGUCAAGAAGGGUGCCGAUAUCGUCGAGGAGAUCCUCGAGAUCGGCAACACCCGGGCGUACGCCUUCCCAGACAACCUGGAUGCCGUCACGGCUGCGUUUGAGAUUCUGGCGGCCAGCGGUGCCAUCGCAGCCUUUGGUACCUACAAGCUCGGCUCCUGGGGAUUCAAGCGCUUGUUCAAGUCGGCCCCGAAGAAGAAGAUUGAGUGAGAGUGCUGUGUCGGCGGCUGUCGUUUCGGUCGGCACAAGAGCAGUAACAGAGUCGAUUUUCGCUUCGCUUUGUAUCAAAUACCGUAGUGCCUGGUCCAUGGACCGGUAUCAACAUUGGCACCAGCAACACAACACUGUGGGAUGAGCCUG
Molecule: messenger RNA, 1808 nt
Organism: Polychytrium aggregatum
Lineage: Eukaryota; Fungi; Chytridiomycota; Chytridiomycetes; Polychytriales
Exons: 3
Coding region: 6-1658 (550 amino acids)
Molecular function (GO): UDP-glycosyltransferase activity
Source: RefSeq, a predicted model, not a curated record